Molecule: messenger RNA, 2723 nt
Organism: Antechinus flavipes (yellow-footed antechinus)
Lineage: Eukaryota; Metazoa; Chordata; Mammalia; Dasyuromorphia; Dasyuridae
Gene: INHBA
Product: inhibin subunit beta A
Exons: 3
Coding region: 556-1842 (428 amino acids)
Biological process (GO): BMP signaling pathway; SMAD protein signal transduction
Cellular component (GO): extracellular region
Molecular function (GO): growth factor activity; hormone activity; cytokine activity
Source: RefSeq, a predicted model, not a curated record
UUUUCUCUAUUAAAAGGCUGAAGAUUCACUGGCUCCGUGUAUCACCCAACAGUUAGUGUCAUCUUAGACAAAUAGGGUUUUCCAUUAGAUAAUGAAUUAUGAGAGAAAUAUGUUUCACACUGGAAAAACCAGUCACUUGCUGAUGUAAUGCUAACUAACCAAUCCCAAACAAAGCCCCAGCCCUCUUCAGUUUGAGUGGUACCAAUGUGUGAGUGUACAAAUCAGCAGUCUGGUAUAAAGCUUCCCAUUAGGAAUACUACCAAGAAGCUCUUGCCUUCCUCUAUCCCCAUUCAAGGAGAGUGUGCUGGUGGGAGCCCCGCAAACAACAAGAGAAUUUGCUGAAGAGAAGGAAAAAGAGCGAGAGAGAAAGAGAGAAGGAGAGAGAGGGGGAGAGAAAGAGAGAGAGAGCGAGCGCGCGGAGGAGAGAGAGAGCGAGAGAGAGAGCAAGCGAGCGAGCGAGCGAGCAAGCAACCCCAGCCCACUGCCUGCCGGAGGGAGGGGGUCAGCUCCCCGGGCUUUUAAAACCAGCCUAGCCCCCCAGCUCGGGCGGCCAGCAUGCCUGGGCUCUCGCUGAGAGGCUUUCUUUUGGCGCUCUGCUGGAUCCGAGUCAGGAGCUCCCCUACGCCGGGCUCGGAGGGCGCCAGCUCCGGCCCCGUCCCGGAGUGCCCGUCCUGUGCCCUCAGCAGCCUGCCCAAGGAGAUCCCCAGCUCGCAGCCGGAGAUGGUGGAAGCCGUCAAGAAGCACAUCCUCAACAUGCUGCACUUGAAGAAGCGACCCGACGUCACCCAGCCGGUGCCCAAGGCGGCCUUGCUCAAUGCCAUCAAAAAACUGCAUGUUGGCAAGGUGGGUGAGAACGGGUACGUGGAGAUCGAGGACGACAUCGGGCGCCGGGCAGAGAUGAAUGAGCUCCUGGAGCAGACCUCCGAGAUCAUCACCUUCGCCGAGUCAGGCACUCCCAGGAAGACGCUACACUUUGAGAUUUCCAAAGAAGGCAGUGACCUCUCGGUGGUGGAGCGGGCUGAAAUAUGGCUCUUCUUGAAAGUCCCCAAGGCCAACCGGACCAGGACCAAAGUCACCAUCCGACUCUACCAGAAUCAGAAGCAGUCCCCGAGCAGCUUGGAUGGGGGGGAUGAGGCGGAGGAGGUGGGCCUCAAGGGGGACAAGGGCGAGCUCUUGAUAUCCGAGAAGGCGGUCGAUGCCCGCAAGAGCACCUGGCAUAUCUUCCCAGUCUCCAGCAGCAUCCAGCGCCUAUUGGACCAGGGCAAGAGUUCGCUGGACGUGCGGAUCGCCUGCGACCAGUGCCAGGAGACGGGCGCCAACCUAGUGCUGUCGGGAAAGAAAAAGAAGAAGGAGGAGGAGGGAGAAGGGAGGAAGAAGGAAGCUGGAGACAGCGGGGCCGGAGGAGAAGAAGAGAAAGAGCAGACCCACAGACCUUUCCUCAUGAUGCAGGCCCGCCAGUCUGAGGACCACCCACACCGCCGCCGCCGCCGCGGCCUGGAGUGCGACGGCAAGGUCAACAUCUGCUGCAAAAAGCAGUUUUUUGUCAGCUUCAAGGACAUCGGUUGGAACGACUGGAUCAUCGCCCCCACCGGCUACCACGCCAACUACUGCGAGGGCGAGUGCCCCAGCCACAUAGCAGGAACUUCCGGCUCCUCCUUGUCCUUCCACUCCACGGUCAUCAACCACUACCGCAUGAGGGGGCACAGCCCCUUCUCCAACCUCAAGUCGUGCUGCGUGCCCACCAAGCUGCGGCCCAUGUCCAUGCUGUACUAUGACGACGGCCAGAACAUCAUCAAGAAGGACAUUCAGAACAUGAUAGUGGAGGAGUGCGGCUGCUCCUAGGCCCUCCCCGGCCUGCCAGAUGGAGGGGCCCCUGGGGCUGGGGGGUGACGGACGGACAAGGGAGAGACGCAGGAGACAGUGGAAAGGCCAUGAACGACAAGACACAAGAGCCUCCUUUGGGAUGGAGUUUCUCCGGGAAACUUUAAAUAAAAUCAGCCGAAGACAUAUGAAGGAAACAUGCAGACCCUCAUAAGCCCGGGGCAGGGAAGAAGCAGGGGAAGGAGCUGGGGACUGUGGAGGGGAGGAAGAAGAGGGGAUUCCCUCUCCUCCCUUCUUCCUAGGGAGAACCGACUGGCUACUUGGGUGGUGGACGCACGGCAGCCUCGGCCCUUUCCCCCGCCCUCUCAGCACCAGCCCUGAGGUCAGCUCCCCCAGCUUGUCAGUACCGUGGAUCCCCCCAUUCCCAAGAGCAUCCCGAGAGCCAUGGAGCGGAGCAGAGCUAGGGUCGGUGUCCCGGUUGGCCGAGGCCACGGGGUGUCCACCUGCCUGCGGGAGAUGGACAUAGAGAUGUGUAUCGGGGUGUAUACACAUCUCUAUGUGGAGAUCUCCGAGCAGACCAGGGCCCGAUGAGAUCCGUAGCCGUGUCUGCACCCACUGCCUACGGCAAGGGAAGGAGAAGGGAGUACCCCUGGUACGCAGGGGGUGACACCUUGUCUGCAGAGAGAGAGAGAGAGAGAGAGAGAGAGGGCAAGGAUGUGGGAGAGAUGAAAGAACAAAGGAAGGAAAAAUACCAAGUAACAUUUCGUUAAGGUGCUCAAGAUUCUAGAACUAUGCAACCUAAUUGGUUUGAAACUGUUUACCUGAGAGAGAACAAAAAGAAAGACUUGUUUUUUUGUUUUUUUUUUUGUUUGUUUUUUUGUUUUUUUUUGUAUUGGAAGUAA